Molecule: messenger RNA, 2002 nt
Organism: Brachypodium distachyon (stiff brome)
Lineage: Eukaryota; Viridiplantae; Streptophyta; Magnoliopsida; Poales; Poaceae
Product: UDP-glycosyltransferase 76C2
Exons: 2
Coding region: 481-1863 (460 amino acids)
Molecular function (GO): UDP-glycosyltransferase activity
Source: RefSeq, a predicted model, not a curated record
CCAUUACCGAAAAUUCCCAAAAGCUCUCCCGUUUAUGGCUGCACGCGAUAGCUCCCCUAGCAGGCAGGCUAGCGGCGGCACUUCGGCAAGCGAAGCCACGGAGACGCCGCGCGUGAUGGCUACCUCAACGAAGUGGAGGAAGAAGAUAGAGAGAGGCUAGAUAGUGUGUUACAGUGGGACGACAUGACACGUGCAUGAAACCGCAUGGUUCGCUGGUUGCCGAUGACCACAGAAACGGUAUCUCCUGUAUUCUAGUACUAGUCAUAGUCCACGGUCAUGGUCAACAGUCGGCACUACAACAUUACUUGAACUGACUCUGUCUGUAGCCUCUCAAUCUCCAUAGUUACCUUCAUACUUACCUGGGUCCUGGGACUACAAGAUCCAGCAGCAAAAAGCUGAACUUUGCUCAAGUCUCGAAUAAACUCAAGGACUUCAUUCGUUCGUCCCAACCCCGAAAAACUCAGCCGUUCGGCAAGGAAAAUGGCAGGAGCCAACCCACAAGACCGCGGCCGAAUCGCGCUGUUCCCGCUGCCGUUCCAGGGCCACCUGAGCCCGAUGCUGCAGCUCGCCGACGUGCUCCACGGCCGCGGCCUCGCCGUCACCAUCCUCCACACCACCUUCAACGCCCCGGACGCCGCCAGCCACCCGGAGUUCGCCUUCAUCCCCAUCCCCGAUGAAGGCGUGGCCGACGCGAUCGCCGCGGCCAAGGACGGGAUAUCCAAGAUCUUCGCCAUGAACGACGCCAUGGAAGCCUCCGGGUGCGUCCGGGACGCGCUGGCUGCGAUCCUCUCCGAGGAGCCCCGGCGGCCGCCUUCGUGCCUCGUCAUCGACACGAGCCUCGUCGCCGUGCAGAAGGCGGCCGUGGAGCUCGGCCUGCCGACAAUCGUGCUGCACACCGGCAGCGCGGCCUGCACCCGUUUGUUCAGAUCCUACGCCAUGCUCCACGAGAAAGGCUACUUGCCAGCCAAAGAACAUGAACUAGACAGGCCGGUGAAGGAGCUCCCACCGCUACGAGUCUCGGACCUGUUUGAUCCAAGCAAAUACCCGAACAAGGAAAUGGCGAACAAGAUCGUACAUCUCGCGAUCGAAACCACGGCGAACUCCGCGGGCAUCGUAAUCAACACGUCCGAGGCUCUGGAGACCCCUGAGCUGGAGGCUCUGCGCCAGGAGCUGGGCAUCAAUGGCACAAAGGUCUUCGCCAUUGGCCCACUCCAUAAGCUCUCCGCCAUCGACAGCGCCGCGAGCAGCCUGCUUGAGCAGGACCGGAGCUGCAUCGAGUGGCUGGACACGCAGGCCACGGGCUCCGUCCUGUACGUGAGCUUCGGGAGCGUAGCUCCAAUUCACCGGGAUGACUUCACCGAGGUGGCCUGGGGUUUAGCCAACAGUGGGAUUCCUUUCCUGUGGGUGGUUCGACGAGGCCUCGUGAUCGGCAUGGAGGAGCCUGAGCUGCCUGAUGGGUUCGAGCUCGCGGUGGACGGCAGGGGCAAGGUCGUCAGAUGGGCGCCGCAGCAGGAGGUUCUAGCCCACGGUGCCGUAGGUGGGUUUUGGACGCACAACGGGUGGAACUCCACGCUGGAGAGUAUCCACGAAGGGGUCCCGAUGCUGUCGAGACCUUUGUUUGGUGAUCAGCUCGCGAAUGGGAGGUACGUGCAGGAUGUGUGGAAGAUUGGAUUUUUGCUGCAGGGCAAGCUUGAGCGGGGGAGGAUUGAGAAGGCUGUUACGGCGUUGAUGGAGGGGGACUUGGCUGCUGAGACGAGGGAAAGGGCAAAGGAAUUGAGGACCAAAGCGAUGAUGUGCUUGGAGAUCGGCGGCUCCACUCGGCGAGCCGUCGACGAAUUGGUCGAUCACAUAUUAUCUCUUUAAACUUUUCCUAUGGUGAAUAAAUUUGUGUCUAUGACCUGCUAAGCGUGUAUACAUGGAUUAGUAUUAUAUACAUGGUUUCAGACGAAUUGACAAAUGUUAUCAAAACGAAUUGACAAAUGUUACAAAAUAAUCGGAGAAA